UAUCCGUUUCCUUCCGCACUGGGAGAAGGAGUGAAGAUGGCGGCGGCCGAAUCUGAUCGUGAAGUACCUUCUGCUCUGUGUACUGAAUUCCUGAAUUUCUCUGUCAAAGACACAGCUUCGAAAUGGCUCCAAGUGACUGAUCUGUACAAGGAGGUGUACCAUCACCUGGCCCGCUAUGUCCCAAAGAUCUACUGCCUGGGGCCCAACCUGAACCCCCAGAGUGAGGACUUGCUGGCCCAGAUGCUGCUGCAGGCCCCUCUGGAGUGGUACCUGUGUGGGGAGGACCCCUCCACGGGCCUGGCCAAGCUGGAGCAGAACAACCAGCCCUCACAGCUCUGCGGACACGUCUUCAAAGUGGGAGAGCCCACCUACUCGUGCAGGGAAUGUGCUGCAGACCCCACCUGUGUGCUGUGUAUGCAGUGUUUCCUGGGCAGUGUGCAUAAAGAGCAUCGCUACAGGAUGACGACCUCUGGGGGAGGGGGUUUCUGUGACUGUGGAGACACAGAGGCAUGGAAGAAGGGCCCUUACUGUCAGAAACACGAGCCCAACAUCAGUGACUCCUGUCAGGAGGAUCCCCUGGCCCACCUCUCAACAGACAUGAUUGCCCGCUGCUAUAAUGUCUUCUCCGUUGUGCUGAAAUACGCCGUGGACAUGCUCACCUGGGACAAGGAGGAUGAACUGCCCCUGGGCCUGGAGCCUCCAGACCGAAGUGACACUUAUUACUGCAUGCUCUUCAAUGACGAGGUGCACACCUACGAGCAAGUCAUCUACACCCUUCAGAAGGCGGUCAACUGCACCCAGAAAGAAGCAGUCAGCUUCGCCACCACAGUGGACAGAGAUGGAAGGAAAUCGGUGCGCUUUGGCGACUUCGCUUUCUGUGAGCUGGCCAAGUCGGUCAUUGUGAGGAACACGAGUCGUCAGUCCAAGCCCUUGCGGGUCCAGGUAAUGCACUCCUCGGUGGUGGCUCAUCAGUGCUUCGCUCUCAAAGCCCUCCACUGGCUGGGCCACGUCAUAGGAUACUCAGAUGCUCUGAGGAGGAUCCUGUGUCAGGUGGGCCUAGAGAGGGGGCCAGAGGGUGAGAACUCCUCCCUGGUGGACACGCUCAUGCUCUGUGACUCCAAGAUGUGGAAAGGAGCCAGGAACGUCUACCACCAGCUCUUUAUGAGCAGCCUUCUCAUGGACCUCAAAUACAAGAAGCUGUUUGCUAUCCAGUUCGCAAAAAAUUACCGGCGCCUCCAGACAGAUUUUAUGGAGGAUGACCACGAGCGUGUAGUGUCAGUGACCUCUCUGUCAGUUCAGCUCUUCACCGUCCCCACCAUGGCACGGAUGCUGAUCACCGAGGAGAACCUGAUGACCACCAUAAUCAGGACCUUUGUGGACCACCUGCGCCACCGCGACUUGCAGGGCCGCUUCCAGUUUGAGCGCUACACCGCCCAGCAGGCUUUCAAGUUCCGCCGCGUCCAGAGCCUCAUCGGAGACCUCAAGUAUGUCCUCAUCAGUCGGCCCACAGAGUGGAGUGACCAACUCAGGGAGAAGUUCCUGGAGGGCCUGGACACCUUCCUGGAGCUGCUCAAGUGCAUGCAGGGAAUGGACCCGGUUGUGAGGCAGGUGGGCCAGCACAUUGAGAUGGAGCCUGAGUGGGAGGCAGCCUUCACCCUGCAGAUGAAGCUCACACACAUCAUCUCCAUGAUACAGGAGUGGUGCGCUACAGAUGAGCGUGUGCUGAUUGAAGCAUAUAAGAAGUGCCUGACAGCCCUUACACACUGCCACAGUGGCUUCGCCGAUGGGGAGCAGCCCAUCACACUGAGCAUGUGUGGACAUUCUGUGGACACCAUCCGCUACUGUGUGUCUCAGGAGAAAGUCAGCAUCCACCUACCUGUGUCCCGCUUACUUGCAGGUCUCCACGUUCUCCUCAGUAAGAUGGAGGUGGCCUACAGAUUCCCUGAACAGCUUCCGCUGAGUGAGCUAAGCCCCCCCAUGCUAAUAGAACACCCCCUUCGCUGCCUGGUCCUCUGUGCCCAAGUGCACGCUGGGAUGUGGAGGAGAAACGGCUUCUCAUUGGUCAAUCAGAUCUACUACUACCACAAUGUCAAGUGCAGAGUGGAGAUGUUUGACAAGGACCUCAUUAUGCUGCAGGCCGGCGCUUCCAUGAUGGAUCCCAACCACUUCCUGAUAAUAGUCCUGAGCCGCUUCGAGCUCUACCACAUCUUCAGCUCCGCCGACUGCAGGAAGAGAUACAACCGGGAGAACGCCAACAAGGACGUGGUCCAGCAGAACAACACCCUAACGGAGGAGAUGCUGCACCUCAUCAUGAUGGUUGUGGGUGAGCGUUUUGAAGCUGGUAUUGGCCAGGUGGAAGGCUGUGACGAGAUCAAGCGGGAGAUCCUUCACCAGCUUUGUAUUAGACCCAUGGCCCACAGUGAGCUGGUCAAAGCCCUGCCUGAAAACGAGAACAAGGAGACUGGUAUGGAGAGAGUGAUCGACUGUGUUGCUUCGUUUAAGAAGCCUGGCGUGACCGGCAGAGGGCUGUAUGAGCUCAGGCCAGAGUGUGCCAAACAGUUCAACCUCUACUUCCACCACUACUCCCGGGCUGACCAGUCCAAGGCAGAGGAAGCCCAGAGAAAGCUGAAGAGACAGAACGGAGAGGACACAGCCCUCCCUCCUCCGGUGCUGCCCCCGUUCUGCCCGCUGUUUGCCAGCCUGGUGAACAUUCUGCAGUGUGACGUACUGCUGGGCAUGCUGGGAGCCGUGCUCCAGUGGGCCGUGGAGCCCAGCGCAGGACACUGGUCUGAGUCCAUGCUGCAGAGGGUGCUCCACCUAAUAGGCAUGGCUUUACUGGAGGAACAGCAGCAGUUAGAGAACAGUAGUGAGGACAACGACGUCUACUUCAACUUCACCCUCAAAAUGUCCCGUCCAGGGGAAGCCCCCAGUAACACAGCCAGUGUCCUGGCCCUCCUGGAGAACCUACAGAAUGCCCCUCAUCUGGAGGUCCACGAGGGCAUGAUCCGUUGGCUCCUCAAGACGGUGGCCGGCAUCAAGACGAUGCGGGAGCGUAGCGCUUCCACUUCCACCGUGACCACCAGCGGGAGCCGCGGUCAGGAAGAGACCGCGUGCGACAAGGACAAGGCGGAGAGGAAGAGGAAGGCGGAGAUGGCCCGCCUGCGAAGGGAGAAGGUCAUGGCGCAGAUGUCGGAGAUGCAGAGGCACUUUAUCAACGAGAACAAGGAGCUGUUCCAGCAGAGUCUAGAGGAGCUGGAUGCUUCCACCUCUACCUCACUGGAGCACAGCCCCGCGUCGUCAGACGCAGCCCUGGCGUGUGUGGGCCCCAGGCGGUCACGUCCCAGGGAGAAGAGGCAGGUUGUUACAUGUAUCCUGUGCCAGGAGGAGCAGGAGAUCCGGGCUGACGGCAAGGCCAUGGUGCUGGCUGCCUUCGUCCAGCGCUCCACCGUCAUGUCCAAGAACCGCACGAGACCACCGCACGACCCCAAGCGCUACGACCCUCUCUUCAUGCACCCUGACCUGUCGUUCGGCACGCACACAGGCAGCUGUGGCCACAUCAUGCACUCUCACUGUUGGCAGAGGUACUUUGAGGCGGUGCAGGCCAAGGAGCAGCGGCGUCAGCAGCGACUGCGUGUCCACACCAGCUACGAUGUGGGGAACGGGGAGUUCCUGUGUCCGCUCUGCGAGUGCCUCAGUAACACCGUCAUCCCCCUGCUCCCCCGAACUAUGGGCUCCAGCAGUUGUGAGCAGCCUGGCCUGGGUCAGUGGCUGAAGACCAGCGGUCAGCAGAUAAAGGCCAUGCACUCUGCCCACAGGAAACUCCAGCCCGUCAGUACCGUUGAAGAGACAGUGGAAGAAGAGUGCCCUGUCCCUGAGGUUUUCACUGUGGACUACAUUCCCACGAAUCCCUACUCCAGCACCAUAAAGGAGAUGCUGGCCACUUUUGGGACAGCGACCUACAAAGUUGGCCUUAAGGUGCACCCCAACGAGCAGGACCCUCGCAUCCCCAUCAUGUGCUGGAGCAGCUGUGCCUAUACCAUCCAGUCCAUAGAGCGACUGUUGGUGGACGAGAAGAAGCCUUUAUUUGGAAGUUUACCUUGCAGACAGGACGACUGCCUGAGCUCCCUGGCCAGGUUCGGCUCAGCGUGUUGGACUGCGGCCUGUCAGCCCACCGUGCAAGGCCACUUCAUCCGACUGUUAGCAGCUUUGAUUCCAGACCCCCAGGUGGAGGCCUCCCCGUGUAUCCUGGACGUAGACAUGUUGCACCUGCUGGUAAGUGUGGUUCUGUCCUACGGGUCGGUCCACUCCCAGGACUCGUCAGGGCUGAGCGUGGACGCUGUCCAGCUGCACCUCUUCCACCUCAUCACUGUGGCUCACAUGGUCCAAAUACUACUCACUUCUGGCCCAGAGGAGGUGACCAUGGAGCAGGAGAGCGGCGAGGCGGAGCGGGGGGAGGAGGAAGGCGCCUGCCGUCUCUACAACACCCUCAGAACACACGUGGGCAGUUCCCUACCUGAGGUGGGCUCUGGUUGGCACCUGUGGCGGUGUGUGAAGACUGGCAUCCUGCCCUACCUGAGAGGAGCGGCGCUGUUCUUCCACCACCUCCACGGAGUUCCUGCACCCCCAGAGCUGCAUGCUCUGUGUCCUGGUCAGUGGGAGGUGCUGUGCGGAUACCUCAGUCUGCCCUCCAACCUGCUGCAGCUCUUCCACGGUCAACAGGAGCUACUGGAGCCCUUACUGCAUGGGUGGUGCACUCACCCAGGUAUACAGCAGACCCUUCAGGGAGGUGGUGUUCUUGUGAGUUUUCCUCGGGAGUCCAACAGCCUGAUUGACCUACCAGAUGACUACAGUGCCCUCAUAAAUCAAGCCUCCAGCUUCACGUGCCCUAAGUCGGGUGGGGAUAAGUCCCGUGCGCCCACCCUGUGCCUGGUGUGUGGCUCCAUGCUGUGUUCUCAGAGCUACUGCUGCCAGACAGAGCUGGAGGGAGAGGACGUGGGAGCCUGCACUGCUCACACCUUUGCCUGCGGAGCCGGAGUGGGCAUCUUCCUCAGAGUGAGAGAGAGCCAGGUUCUGUUCCUGGCUGGUAAAACUAAGGGCUGUUUCUACGCUCCUCCUUACCUGGAUGACUAUGGAGAGACAGACCAGGGCCUAAGGCGGGGGAACCCAUUGCACCUGUGCCACGAGCGCUACCGCAAGAUCCAGAAGCUGUGGCGCCAGCACAGCAUCACCGAGGAGAUAGGCCAUGCCCAGGAAGCCAACCAAACCCUGGUUGGCAUCGACUGGCAGCACCUGUGAUGUCUUAGGUCACAUCUACCGGAGUCGGACACACCCCUUCUCCAUGUGAAUGGGGGGAGGCACGGCACAUGGGGGUGUGGAAUGGUUGUCAAGGGAACACAGCCCCACCUCUUUCGCUCCUCCCCCCCGAUUGGAGAACCCCCCCACCUUGUCUGAGAGUGGAUGAAUGCAUGUAGGUUUUUCUCCUUUUCUUUUUGCUGUUUCUCCCUUGAAGAAAUGUAAUAUAAAAGAGAGUGUGUGUGUGUGUGUAUAUAUAUAUAUAUAUAUAUAUAUAUAUAUAUAUAUAUAUCUAUAUACACAUACACACAUCGCUCUCAAGCAUAUAGCCGACACAUCGGGCACCCAUGGACUGGCUCGGGUGUAACAUGAAUACUCAGAGUAUAACUUCUUUAUAGGAAUGCGAUUUAAUUUCUGCCUAUUCAAAUACCAUUAAAUUAUUUCUAAGGUAGAUAGCUGACGUAUUGGUUUAUUUACAGUUGGAUUUGCUUUGAUGCUAAACAUUUUUGACUCAGCACCAGGUUUUCCUUCUUGCUCUUGUCAGCCAGUGACAGCUCAUUUCAGAGUUUGGGACACAAUCUCAUCAGAUAGGUGAGGUCAGAGUGUGCCCCUUACCAGUAUUGGGAUCCAUUCAAUUUAAAUUUCAACAUAAGAGCUGAAAAAUCCUUAUUGAAAAUAAAUGGUGCUUUUCAGCUUUCGAUUUGGAAUUUCAAAUAAAGUCCUGAAAUGUAUUGACCCCCCCCCAUUAGUUACUUUCUCCAGUCUGAUGGACACCCAAAUACACAGUACUCAGAGAAUACAAGCCAAUGUAAGGAAGUUCGGUAACACACUGGUGUGAAUUUGUGUUUUACUCCUGAGUGCCUGUGUUCUGGUUUUUAAAUUUGUCAGGGUGUAUGUUGGAGUGUGUUAAGUCUUUUUGCAGGUUGAGUAUGUGUGCGUUUUGUCAGUGCUUUGUAUUUUAACACUAUUUAAAUGAACCCCUUAGCCCACAGAUAUGAGCAUUUUUAAGGCAAGGCUGUCCCUUCCUUGCUAAUGUGUGUGUGUGUGAUUGGUUCAAGUCAAUUUUAUCUGAUGUGCAUUGAUGGGGUUUGUUUGUUUUGGAAAUUGUUUUUGUAUUGUACAUUUUUUUCUGUAUGAGAAGAGAAUGCAGAAACAUAUCCCUCUACCUGUUUUUUAUGUUUUAAAUAAACCAACAUAAACCCAGUGGGUUUGCCUGACCCGACCUGGAAUAAAACUCCAUCUUAGUUAAUUUUUUGGUCAGAUAAAAGUCUUAGAUAAAAGUCUCAGAUAAAAGUCUUAGCCCUCUUAAGGUUGCCUCUGGACUGUACCAUUUUUCCACAGCUACGGCUGGGUGGACUGGCACAUUGGGGGCAAAUAUCGUCCUUAAGACUCGGAAACAGAAUAGAUUAGUCAGGCUCACAAGGCACUUUAGAGGAAUGAACACACAAACGCACACUGCUCUUUGAUGCAGGUUCUCUCUGAUGCUGGGACCUGAAGCUCCAUAUUCUUCAUCCCAUCACUCCGUUGGCAUGUUUUCCUGGUAACCACCCCCACCCCAUUCUUUGACACGCUCCCAAUAUCGAGGCUGUAUUAUUAUUAUUAUCGUGUCAGACUUGUUAAUAUGUGAAUUACUGUAUAAAUGAGUACAUUGUACUAUAUUGUAAAAGAAUACCAAAAUAAAUCAAAAGGAAAAGGAA
Molecule: messenger RNA, 6989 nt
Organism: Oncorhynchus nerka (sockeye salmon)
Lineage: Eukaryota; Metazoa; Chordata; Actinopteri; Salmoniformes; Salmonidae
Product: E3 ubiquitin-protein ligase UBR2-like
Exons: 46
Coding region: 37-5295 (1752 amino acids)
Biological process (GO): ubiquitin-dependent protein catabolic process via the N-end rule pathway
Molecular function (GO): ubiquitin protein ligase activity; zinc ion binding
Source: RefSeq, a predicted model, not a curated record